Acyrthosiphon pisum (pea aphid) is the source of this 2492-nucleotide messenger RNA. RefSeq names its product centrosomal protein of 290 kDa-like. The record is from RefSeq and is a predicted model, not a curated record. The transcript has 14 exons. The coding region runs from base 369 to 2477 and encodes 702 amino acids. Lineage: Eukaryota; Metazoa; Arthropoda; Insecta; Hemiptera; Aphididae.
UUUCUAAUUUCAAUAAUGUGUUUACAGCUAAGGUGAUGAAUAGGUGUUGUAUAAUAGCUGCAGUGUUACGACACCAUGGCAACAAACAGUACAACAAUACCACCCAACAACAUAUGAGGCAACGUUUACUUUUGUAUUUUUGUUGUGACUGUUAUGUUUCUGUGUGUUUAUGAUGUUAGUGAUUUAGAUUAUUUAGAUUUAAUAUUUAAUCAGUAAUUACGUUUAUGUUUGUGUAAUUUUAAAUAAAAUUGGGGUAGUUGUAGUCAUGAAAAAUUAUUAAGAUGUUAUUGUACCUAUUAAGUGUUUGAUGUAAUUUCUUUCAAAGUUAUACAAAUAUUGUAAAUUAAAAUUAAAAUUUCCAAUAUAAAAUGACCUCUAACGUUUCACCAAGUAGAUCAAAUAUAAUGUCUUCGUCGCAUCCAAGUAAGGGUUCUUUGACAGACCGACCAAGCAGUUGUUCUAAUAAGAGUCUCGUGCACAAUAAAUCAUGUCCUGUUCAUUCAAGACAUUUAUCAUACAAAACAAUUGGGCAAUGUCAUGAUAAAAUCGAGGAAUUAGAAAAACAAAACGCCCGCCUUGUAUCAAAGAUUAAAGUAUUAAAAUUUCAACUGAAAACAUCAUCUAAUUUAUACAAUAAUAUUCAUCAAAGACCAGAGAAACCUUUAUCAAGACAUUCACAAAGGUCAACGCCAGUAAAAUUACAAAAAAUGUCAAGAUUGUCUAGAGUAGGUUUUGAUGAAAAUGAAAAGACUAUUAAACUUCCUGAAAGAAAAUUUGAAAGCACAGAAUCAUUUGACAGUGAAAGUAGCUUAGUAGAAAAUAAAAGUAAAUUUAAAGGGAAUAUUGAGCUAAUACAAUCUCACAGAGUUAUUAAAAGUAUGGAGAUUCAAAUGGAAACUUUACAAGCUCAGUGUAAAGCUUUUGAACAAAAUAUAAUGGAUAUUAAUGAAUUGUAUGAUAAAGAACGUGAAGAACAUGACAUAUUGAAAGAAAAAUUAAUUAGUGAAAGACAUAAUUUAAGUGAACUAAAGCCAAAAUAUAAUGCUUAUAAAGAAACAAAUAAAGCAUUAGAAGAACAAAUUCGUGACUUACAACGAGAAAAGUUAUCGCUCAGAGAACACAACCAGAAACUGUUACAACUUACUUCCAAACCACAUCAUCAAAAUAACGGACUAAAGUUGAAAGAAUUAGAGGACAAUUUUUCCGACACUCGAGCGGGACUUUUAAAACAAAUGGAAGAAAAUAGUAAAUACAUCGCAGAGUUAAAAGGAACAAUACAUGAAAAUGAAGUAAAACUAUCUAAUUACGCAGAUGAGAAUAAAUCCUUGAAGGAUCAACACUUGGAACUAUCCAAAAUAUUGGAAAUAAAAGAGAAUGAAAUAACAAAUAGACAUAAAGAAAUUGAUAAUAUUCUGCAAGAAAAUGACGAUUUAAAAAAAAAACUCAAGACAAAUAACACAACUUCAAAAGAAAAUGAAAUUGAAGUAAUCACAAUACAUCAACAUUUGGAGUCAGAAGAAAAAAGGCUGAAAAGUCAAAUUCAAGAGCUUCAACAAGAACAGUUAAAAAUCAACCAAACUUUGAACUCUCAGUCUUAUUUAAACACAAUGCUAAAAGAUAAGGUAGAUCAAGCAGAACGUGAUAUAAAAACGGCUGUACAGUUUAUUAAAAUAUGCAUGGACCUGUUUAAGGAUAUUACAACAUUGGAUCUAUCUGAACCUCUUAUGGCCACCUUAGAAAUGAUAGAAAAAGCAGUAUGUUCUAUUAAGAAAAGUAACGAAAUUAAUGUUGAAAACAAGGAGUUCGAAAAACUAGUAAAUGAUAUCCUAGAAGUGUUGGUUAUGUACAGAGAUCAGAUGGUUAAAAGACGAACUAUCUUAAAUCAAGAACAGUGGGCCAAAAAACCAAUAGUUAAUUUAAUUACAGACACCAUAGCUAUAAGUGAGAACACCACACCUAGAAUUCAAGAAAAUUCUGCACAACUAGAAAUCAAUAUAAACAGUAUAAACUUUUCUACGGAAAGUAUACAACAUUUAAAAUCGUUACAGUCGGAACCAAAUAUUUUUCUCACAUGGGGUUUUAAGGACCAAGAAGAUGUUGCUUAUUCACCUAGUCGUCUAGCUUGGUCUGCUGAUUUCAACUGCAGUUGUUUCUACCGCAGCAAUAGUAGCGUAGAACUUUUACAUUUUGUUGCAAAGCAUGGUUUAUUUAUCAAUGUACACUUGGUAACGGGAAAAUCGUCUCCAGUAGUGGCUGCAGGAUUAGUGAAUACCGUGGAUUCAAUAAACAACCCUAUGAUUAAGUUUAAUUUGAUUGUACCAAUCACGGGACAAAAUAUCGAUGCAAAAUUAAAGUGCUCAAUACAACUUAUUUGCGAUUUCCAUGAGAUACAAACGUAUUCACAGAUGGUAAGGCUAAAUAGUUUCUAUUUUGUUUUUAUAUUUAUACCUAUUCUGUUUAUGUAUAGUGUUAUGUAAUGAAACAUAGAUGAU